CCUCGCGACGAGAGCCUGCUCCAAGUUCCACCGGCCGCACGGUACCGCAUAGUCGCGCGACUCCUCUUUCUCACCUUUCUCUCCUCGCUGUUUUUCGACCGCUCCUCUCUCGCACCCGAAAGCCGUCGCGAGAUCGCGCGUCGCGCGCGCGCGCCUACUCCGUCUCCGCUCUUAUUUAUUUAUUUCCGCCUCUCCGCGGUAUACGCGGUGACGCGUGUGUUACCACGAUUUGGAGAUUUAAAGGGCCCGAGGAUCCAGGAUACCGUUAAAGGGACGCUCGCGGAGCUUGACUGCACUAGAGGCUGACGAUCGUGGCUGACGAUCCACCAAACAUGUUACGUCUCGUGGUCCUCCUGUUUCUAUGUAUCGCAGCUACUUACACGCCUGGCCAGUGCGAGGCGAAGGCUUCGCGAGAUGUCGAGCACGCGAGACUGCCAGAGUUCCUCUCGGAAUUGGACCUGUCGAGUCUCGAGGCAUCCGAGGAAGACGUCGAAGCGCUGAAGAAAAUCGUGAAAAGGCUGGCGCCGGAGAAGAACGGCGAGUACCAAGUUUACCAAGUCUUCUUCGGUAACGAGGAUCUUCUCAAGGAGUGGCUCAAAGGAGCGGGCGUGACGGGACAGCCCGGGGUGGAUUACCCAGCCCUCACCUCGAUUCCAGCCACUUCAUUCAGCUGUCGCGGUCUGAGAGGUGGAUAUUACGCGGAUUUAGAGACAAAUUGCCAAGUAUUUCACAUCUGCGACAAUGGACGCAAGAUCUCGUUCCUGUGUCCCAAUGGCACCAUCUUCCAGCAGUCGCAGCUUAUAUGUGACUGGUGGUUUAAGGUGGACUGCAGCAAGUCCACGGAGCUGUAUGAGCAAAGCGCCGAGCAAUUGGCCGAGGAGGAGAGGAAGCGCGCGGACGCGAGGAAGAUGAAGUCCGAGUUCCAUCGCACGGUGGAGCAGAACGACGCCAAUUACUACGAGACACAGAGUCCCGACUACGACGGCAGGCAAAACGGUAGGACGAAUCCGUUCGGUCAGUCGGCCAAGCAGAAUCAGAUCCCGGAGCGGCAGGAAGAACCAAAGUCCGUGCAGCAUUUCGGGCCGAACAACGUCUUCGAUAACCCACGAGACUCCGGCCGUUACUUCCAGGAGGGUAACGCGAGGACGACGCAACCAUCCGAGACCUUCAAUCAGCCGACGACGAAGCAACGACAAUAUCACGAGGGCGGCUCGAAUUAUCAGGCCGCCAACAGGCAGAGGAAUCAGCUGGUGGACACGCAGAGCGGUAAGUUCAACUACGAGCACGGCAACAAGUUCCAAGACACCCGGCAGAAUUACCAGAAUACCUUCGGCAACGCGCAAGACCACUACCGUGCCACCCAGAGCGCAGCGCGCAGCGAUAAACCGGACAUCCGUAACUCAAAAUCACGGACCCUGACGCGAAACAAUCUGCUCGGCUCCAAUCAGCCGCAAAAGGCGACUCCGACCUACAUGGAAACGACAACCUUCCGAACCACGACCGCGUCGCCGCCGAGGGAGUUCCAGCAAUUCGCGGAGAGCGCCGCGUUUGUGUCCAAUCGGGGAAAUCGCUUCAACAGCAAAUCCGAGAACAAUCGACAAUUUUACUACCAUUCCUACGAGCACCGGGCUUCCACGAUCGACGACCGAGAGACGACCACCGUGACGCCGGAGAGGAACGACCAGAGUAUCCACAACAGGGUGUCCUUUACGCCGAAAAUCGGCGCGCCGCAGUUCCCCGGGCCCACGUUCGCCCCCAUUUACAAGCCCAGGACGACGACGAUACCACCUUACGAGACCACGCUGCAGUACACGCCGACCAGCGAAACGCCCUUCUACAGUACUUCCUUCUACAGGCAGGAAGACAUCCCGGAAACGACUUAUACUCCCGCCGACCUGACGACCAUGACGGCGUCCACCAUCGAAGACUACCAGGCCACAGAAUCCUUCUCUACGACCUACAACGAUCAACAGACACCAGCCUCCAUAGGGCGAGUUCCACCAGCUUCGAAUUAUCCGCAUCAGUACAUAGACAGUAAAGUGACCGAAAGGGACAUCGAUCGCGACACUGCAUCCUUCGCGACCACACGGCCGUAUCUGAACACUGAGAGCUCUCGAUUCGACACGGUGAACACCACAUCGACCGUCAGUCAGAACGCGUAUCCGUCGUCGACGCCUUACUUCGAUGACAUUCGUGGUCAAACGGCUCGAGGCGGCGCAGCGACCCAUGCGGAUUACCGGGGCGAGAAUAGUAUCGCCGACAUCGAGCCCAAAGGCACCACGAGGGAUCCGUCGCUCGCCUCUUCGCCGAACUUCCGGCAAAACUCGAUCAGCUCGACCGAAAAGCCGUGGCGGAGCACCAACGUCUAUCAGCAGAGCGGCUCCACCAGCAAGACUCUGAGUCCAUACGACACCAGUUUCACUUACAAACAGGGGAAGGUCUUGUCCACUCUAGGUCCUUACGUACCUUUCACCAAGAACUACGUCUAUUCCACGAUGACCACCACUUCGAGGCCGCCAAUCACCGCAUCGACUUACAGCCCGACCAUCGCGGAUUAUCGCAUCACGACGAGCAACCUGAUACCCAAGGUAAAGUCGUCGCCUGUGACGAGUAGGCCCAAGGAUAGGGCGACAUAUCUACCUGAGACGACUAAUAGCAAGCAAUCCACAAGCAAUUUGGAGAACAGGCCUUACACUGAACGUGAACACGCGCUCAGCAUGUUGCACUCCCUUCAGGGUCUGGAGGAUAACGCGGAUAAUCUGAACGAGGCCGAGAAGAAGGGAGCAUCCGGUAGGAACAUCCCUUUCGCUCCUGGAUCGUCCACUUUGCACUCAUUGGCCUUGUAUUUCGCCACGGCCAGCGACAAUUUCGACUCUAACGAAACCGCCGAAUCAUCCGUGAGUAUCGAGCACCAAGAAGAGGUCGUCUUUCCAGAAGAAGAGAGUCUUUCCAGUGCGCACAGCUCAUCCGUGGAAUUGCCUACCAGCAUUCUCACACAGCACACCAUUUCCUCGUACGCCGAGCUGUUCAACUUGAACAACGCGCUUGAAGGAAACGCCACAGUGACCGAGCUCACAGCAGAGGCUGAAGACGUUGGCGAGAUCGACAACGAGGACCUCGAGAUCGAGCAGAGCGAGGGACCCUUGAACGGCGCCAGGAAGACCAACAGUACCAAGCUCCGUGAGCUGGCUCAGGUGUUUACUCACGCUCUAUCGGCGUACCUACAGGACCCAGAUACCUUUAAGAAGGUAUUAACGGAGAUCAGACCCACAGAACCACCGGUGACCACGAUAGAUGGCGGCCAGUUCGAAACCACGACGCUGUACCCGACCACUGCGGAGGAGUAUUCGUCGGUGACGAAGGAGAAGGACGAAGUCUUGGACUUUUCGGACGACACCGACUCUGCUAGGAGACGCAAACCCACCACAGUGUUUCCCACCACGUUGCAGCCGCCCACCACGACUGACAGGUCAUACUCGACCUACUACACGACAUCUUACGACGACUAUUAUUCAACUCCGUUGGCCACGCGGAGACCAGUUUAUUAUCCGAGCACGACUCUAUUGCCGCCCGGCGACUCCGGGGAAUAUGUGGAGACAUCCACGCAGGUCAUGGGCGGCAAUACAUUCGCCUAUGAGGUGAACCAUGCUUUCGGCACCACUGCUGUUAAUGACAUUCGCGGUUACGACGCUGACACGAGGGACUCGACUGACUUAUCGCCGGUCUACAACAAUUACUUCCCGUCGGAUAAAGACGCCAGUCGCAACAAGAUUGCUGGAUUCCACAAUAACAGCGGGAGGACCUUCCAACCCUACGGCAAGAACGUCAAGCCAUCCAACGCUACGCCUAUAAACAACUAUGUGGCGUCAUCGACGGUGCCGUCCUUCCAAUAUCCCGUAGGGACGACUACGUCCACUUGGGGCAGAGGCUCCGCCAGCGACAAGCCCGUGCAGAAUCUCACGCCACCUCAUUAUCAACGCUUCGGCAAUGUGAAGAGCUUCGAGGUCUCCAACAGCAUCGUGCCGACUCAGGCGCGCUCGACGACGCCUUUACCAAGGAUCAAGUCUACCUAUGAACCAGCAGCAGCCAGCAGCACUGUUCAUCCCUUCAGGAUACGUUAUUAUGACUCGACGACGUUGCCUGAGGAGCAAAAUCCAGAGUCUCUCGUCACAGCUCGCAGUUCAUACGUAAAGUUCAGGAAUAGCUACAAUCGCAUAGAAGGCACUCGCAAGUCUACGGAGAACGUAGCGACCACGGUGGCGACGCUGACAACGCCGACGACGACACUGUCACCCACUCAAGCCUCCGUCGGGACGUUAGAUCCUGUCACAGCGACUGUCAGCAAUGCUGACGUCACGCCAUAUACCGCUACCGUGAUUCGCGCCACGUCCAGCGAGCUGACCAACACGUCGUCCAGCAAACAGUCCAGCUCGCUGAGCGACGAUCACUGGACCUCCUCGCCCAUGGUCACUCAGCUCUGGGAGACGACGGUGUUUGUGGAUCCGCGCCACAUCAAUCAUGGUCUGGAAUCCACUAACGACGUCACUCAAUCGCCCACGACAGACAACAGCGUCAACGAGGAAGCGGAGCUCGUCGUAGCGGCGUCCACUGUAAGGCCAUCGACAUUCUCCACCGAAAAUGAGGACGAAACGACGGUGUCACGGACGACAACAACUUCCAGCACACCGAGUCCUUGGCAAUGGGCGCCCAACGACAAUGACUCGCCCGUGGCGUUCACUCUAUUGCCAACGACGUUCGCCGCGGAGAACACUGCGACUCCAACUCCGAUCAUUACGACGCGGUCUAGUAUAACGACCACGAUCACGUCCUCAGUGACAUCGACCAAUUCAGUUUCCCGGGAGAACUUGCCAUCUACUUUGCUCCCUUUCACGGUGACCAGCUCGUGGAACACCACCGAAAAUGAGGUGAUUAAGGCGCAGGAGAUGUUCGGCAAUUUGAACGAGACGAGUUCCAACACGCUGAUGCGAGUGAUGAAGCAGGCUGACAAUAACGAGACGGUGAGACAAUUGGUGCUGUUGCUGAUAAGCCAUUGCAACGGACCCCAGAACAAGACGAUGGAGGAGGAGAAGGAGCAAUUGCUGGACGCUCUGCUGAGAAUGCCCGUUAAUGAGUUCAGUUCCGAGGAAUCGCGGGAGAUCGUCGCCGGUAUCAGCAGACUUAGCCUACCUAUCGGUAAAGCACGUGCCGCUGCUGCUUCGCCGAGUAGCACGACGACGAAAGCACCCCGAGCGACGUCCGUGAAACCCACGUCGUCCGAGCCAUCGAUCACCACGUUUCGCAGCAGCAGGGCGGGACGGAGGUUCCGCACCACCACCGAGAGUACCGACGCGUUCGCUAGGAGAUUGGACGAGGACAUCCCGGCGGACACGAACAAUUCUUUGUUCGACGAGGCCGUCGCGUCCGACAAUCGGGCUCUCGAGCUGCUCAGGUCGCUCUACACGAUAGCCGCUAAAUGGGGCUGAGGCCGCACAAUCGAGGACCGAUCGGAACUACGCGUACGUCGGAAGACUCGCGAGAUGAAGAUCUCGCUGGAGUGCUAGAAGACGUUCACCUGUCGAUACGUCGGAGUAGAUCGUUGCUGUCGCCCGUAGCGCGCGCGUCGCGCUUCGCUUAGCUAAACUCUUUCAACUUCAACUCGCGGCUCCGGGGAUCAGCCGGAUGCCGGAUGUUAAAUCGGUCUCGGCCCAUAAAUCGACCGAUCAAUUGACGUGAGAUUUAUUGAACAGACAGACAAACAGGAAUGCAGUCCGAUGCACGGAAUAGGCAAUGGUAUCGUUUAAGGUGUCGGCGACGUCACACCGUCUGACAUCAGCGAAAAUCUUGUCUUCUUUCUUGUCAGGCUAAAUUCUUGUAAACGCGCGCGUCUCCACACACGUGUAACAGCCGGAGAUAGAGUGAGUUAGGUGCGAGCUGAAGAUUCGGCGGCACCUGCGUCUCUGCGAAUCGACAGCGCGCCGUGCGCCGAAGUGAAGUUCGAUUUAGCUUAGGGCCGAGAUUGACUUAAACGAUUUUUCACCUGCGCUCGCGGAUAUCAAGUAGGUCGAGCUUACGACGACCGAUUUUCGGCGUGCAAUUUCAGCCGGUUGCUUGGUAGCCGCGAUCGAGGCUGUCGGUUAAUAUGCGGAGUCCCGGUCGAUCGUCGAUUGAUAAAAUCGCAAGUAACGAUUAACCGGUUAAUAGUCCGACGUUAAGAUUAUUAAUGUAUUGCUCUCUCUCUCGCCGUCCUUUUUAUUAAGAAAUAAAACAUCGAUCGCCUCCAAAUAUCGGCAAAUAUUACUUGCAAAAAAAUGCUUGCCAUACUUCGUCCCUCUCGUUCAACUACUUUGUGUGAAUGACGCGCUGUAUGAAUAUCCUGAAUUAGCUCUCUCAUUGCUAAAUGGCUCUACAUGUUAAGUGAAAUUCAGAGGUUUUCUUUGCUUUUAGCGUGCAGCAAUAUAAAAUGGCCGAAUUUUGCCUAAUUCUUUCCUUACGUAGUCCCUAAUAAUUUUUUAAUCAAUCGAACAAGAAAGUAUCGCGAUAUUUUUAUUUCGAAAAAAUUGAUUUUAUAAAAAUUAAUAAUUUUUGACACAGAAAUUCGUGUUAUUUUAUUUAUUUUU
Molecule: messenger RNA, 6617 nt
Organism: Odontomachus brunneus
Lineage: Eukaryota; Metazoa; Arthropoda; Insecta; Hymenoptera; Formicidae
Gene: thw
Product: mucin-12
Exons: 8
Coding region: 333-5483 (1716 amino acids)
Cellular component (GO): extracellular region
Molecular function (GO): chitin binding
Source: RefSeq, a predicted model, not a curated record